Molecule: messenger RNA, 279 nt
Organism: Staurois parvus
Lineage: Eukaryota; Metazoa; Chordata; Amphibia; Anura; Ranidae
Source: the annotation of a GenBank genome assembly
GCACUGAUAGGCAGCACUGAUGGGCACUGAUAGGCGACACUGAUGGGCACUGAUAGGUGGCACUAAUGAGCUGGCACUGAUACAGGGGCGGACUGACAAUUCAUGGGGCCCCGGGCAAUAGAGGAUCAUGGGGCCCCUGUGUCCUUGCCCAAACUCAAAAAAGCCUAUGAAAAAGGUACUAGGGGCAUCUCAUGGGGCCCCCUACUGACCCCGGGCCCUCGGGCAGUGCCCGAGUUUCCAAAUGGUCAGUCCGCCCCUGGUCAGAACCAAGCUAAUGAG